CAGCUGUCGAUUUGGAAGUUCCGGGGAAGCAGCGCAUGCGCGAGUGUACGCGUUGCCGGCGAAGAGGGGAGCCUGACGACUCGGAAAUUUGAAUACCACAGUAGCAUGGAGUGUGACCUCUUGGAGUCUGACAUCUUGGAGUCGUUGGAAGAUCUAGGUUACAAGGGUCCAUUGUUAGAAGAUGGCGCUCUGUCUCAAGCAGUCUCUGCUGGAGCCAGUUCCCCUGAGUUUACCAAACUCUGUGCUUGGUUGGUGUCUGAAUUAAGAGUGCUCUGUAAACUAGAGGAAAAUGUUCAAGCAACCAACAGCCCAAGUGAAGCUGAAGAAUUCCAACUUGAGGUGAGUGGCCUACUAGGGGAGAUGAACUGUCCAUAUCUUUCACUGACAUCUGGGGAUGUGACCAAGCGCCUUCUCGUUCAGAAGAACUGCCUCCUUUUGCUCACAUACCUCAUCUCAGAACUAGAAGCUGCCAGAAUGCUCUGUGUGAAUACUCCUCCAAAAAAAGCUCAAGAAGGAGGCGGUAGUGAGGUCUUUCAAGAGUUGAAAGGCAUAUGUAUUGCUCUAGGAAUGUCCAAACCUCCAGCCAAUAUAACUAUGUUCCAAUUCUUCAGCGGGAUUGAAAAAAAAUUAAAGGAAACAUUAGCAAAAGUUCCACCUAAUCAUGUGGGAAAGCCUUUAUUGAAGAAGCCAAUGGGACCGGCCCACUGGGAAAAGAUAGAAGCAAUUAACCAAGCCAUAGCCAAUGAAUAUGAAGUUCGGAGAAAGCUGCUAAUAAAACGUUUGGAUGUCACUGUCCAGUCUUUUGGCUGGUCUGACAGAGCUAAGAGUCAGACUGAAAAAUUAGCAAAGGUUUACCAGCCAAAACGCUCAGUCUUAUCUCCUAAAAGUACUAUUGCUGUUGCCCAUCUUUUGGCCGCAAGACAAGACUUGUCAAAGAUUUUAAGGACAAGCAGUGGCUCUAUAAGAGAAAAGACUGCCUGUGCCAUCAACAAGGUAUUGAUGGGCAGGGUUCCUGACAGAGGAGGUAGACCCAACGAAAUUGAACCUCCACCCCCAGAGAUGCCACCAUGGCAGAAAAGGCAAGAUGGCCCCCAGCAGCAAGCAGGAGGCCGAGGAGGAGGGAGAGGUGGUUACGAACAUUCCUCGUAUGGAGGACGAGGAGGUCAUGAACAAGGAGGAGGGAGAGGUGGACGUGGUGGCGGUGGCUACGACCAUGGUGGCCGAGGGGGAGGAAGAGGAAAUAAGCAUCAAGGAGGCUGGACAGAUGGAGGGAGUGGAGGAGGAGGUGGCUACCAAGAUGGUGGUUACCGAGAUUCGGGUUUCCAGCCAGGUGGCUAUCAUGGUGGCCACAGUGGUGGCUAUCAAGGCGGUGGUUAUGGUGGCUUCCAAACAUCGACAUAUACGGGAAGUGGAUACCAGGGUGGUGGAUAUCAGCAGGACAAUAGAUACCAGGACAGUGGGCACCAUGGUGGUGAUCGAGGCAGUGGUCGAGGAGGGAGAGGUGGUCGUGGAGGCCGAGGUGGACGUGGUGCAGGCCAGGGAGGAGGUUGGGGAGGAAGAGGGAGCCAGAAUUAUCACCAAGGGGGACAGUUUGAACAGCACUUCCAGCAUGGAGGUUACCAGUAUAAUCAUUCUGGAUUUGGACAGGGAAGACAUUAUACUAGUUGAGGCUACACACCUUACAUUUUGCUAGAGCUCAAGUAAUAGAAACUUAGUUUCAGAAUCCUGAAUCCAGCAUGGAUUUUGAAUUAAUGUGACACCAGAGGUGGCAGGCAGAUUCCUGCUUGGCAUAAGCAUUUGUAGGUCUUCAUUCAAUACUGUUCUUUUUUUUUUUUUUUUUUUUCCCCUUAAUGGACUUACAUAAUGCUUGUUUAUUUGAGAAAUACAUACAGUACUCUCCUUUGUAUGAAGAAUUUCUUAACAGGUAAUUAUAAUUGCCUUUAAUUGACCAGUAGACUAAUUCCACAGCCAGAACAUGCAUACUUUUGUGAAGCAAUUACUUGAAUAAGUAGUUUUCAUGGUUUUCAAUAUGCGAUUUUAAAAAAUGAGGAUUCUCCUAGAUUUUUUUAGAUUAACAACUAGGAAACCGUCCUCAUUAUUAACAAUCCAUUUAUAUGUGUUUUCCUUAAAGUAUUCUAAUGCCUAUUUUCCAAGCACAGUUCUGCCCUGAUUGGCUUUUUAUUCAAAGAGGUUAUGCAACAUUUGCUUCAUAAUAGAACUUUUAGAUCAGUUCCUAUUAAAUGAGCUCUUCUGCAGACAGCACAGUCAGUAGCCUUAUCCUUUCAGUGGAAUACUGUACCAUAUGCUCAACUCUGAAAACCUUGAACACGGCUAAAAUCCGUCAAGAUUAUAAGAGCAAACUAAGUUGUGAACCUAUAGUACAUGUAGGCAUUUAGUUUAAGUAGAGCAAUUCAAACUGACCUGCAUCCAUUCAAAACAAGUUCCUCCUUCACCUUAUUUUUACUUGAAAUCUGCUAGAAGAAACAGCAAUCCGAAAUUUGUUUUAUGCACGAGUUAAUACCACUGGCUCAGCAAAUACAAGUUAAUUUGCUUUGGGCAGGAGACUUUUUGUAAUGGAAGAAAUGCACUACCAAGUUAAGAGGACAGAUUUUGCUUAGAGCAGGAGGCCCUUUAUUAUUGCUGCAGAACAAAAGCCUGGCUGAGUUGAUGUUUGACACUCUUCUUUACUGAAAUCUACAUGACACUUGUUGCUGGGUUUUUGUACACGUAAAUAUUGUCAAGCUGUGAAAGAAAAUGGCUGGAGGUGUGCUUUGUGUGAAAGGUGAGCAAUAAAAGUGUAUGUUCUCUCUUUGGUUGGAGUUUUAUUUUAGCCACUUUUUUAAACUGAAUUAUUCUGAAUGCUUAUUUCAAGCUUAUGAACUAAGGCCUUUGUAUCCCAAAGAUUCUGAAGUGUUGCCUUGAAACAUAAUUUUUGAUGAGUGAGAAUCCUUACCCUAAAACCUUAAGUAAAUUGAAAAAUAGCUUUAUCUGGAUUUACCUUUUUUACUACAGUGUUAUAGCUGGACAAUUUCGGAACUCGUCUCUGGCCACUAGGUGUAGCUGUUGCUACACAGUGUGUUAGGCAAAGAUCCAUUAAUAGGCCUGAACUUUUAGGUGUUUUUGUUUGUUUCUCUUAAGAGUGAGAGACAUUUUUUUUUUAAAGGAAGUUCAUUGAAAAUACAAAUAUUGUUUGUGGAGUUCCUGUCGUGGCUCAGUGAAGUGAAUCUGACUAGCAUCCAUGAGGACGCAGGUUCAAUCUCUGGAUUUGCUCAGUAGGUUAAGGAUCCAGUGUUGCCAUGAGCUAUGGUGUAAGUGCAGACGUGACUCGGAUCCCAUGUUGCUGUGGCAUAGGCCAGCAGCUACAGUUCCAAUUUGGCCCCUAGCCUGGGAACCUCCAUAUGCUGCAGGUGCAGCCCUAAAAAGAUCAACAACGACGACCACAACAAAAUAUAUAUGUUUGCAAAAAAUCGUACUUCCUUUUCCUGCUGAAUUGGGCUUUUUAGAGUAAGGAAUCAACUUAUGACUUAUCGUUAAAAAUAUUCCAUUUGCUAAACCAGCUAUAAUGGAAAAAAAUAAAAAUCAUUACGUUAAAAAAAAUACUCCAUUUGCUGUUGAGAUAAGCACAUUCUUUUGAUAGUUGAAAUCGUUUUUAAAAGCCUCAAUCAUUUUGUUAUUUUUAGCUGUUCAUUAGAUUUUUCAACUAGCAUUUACCAUCCUAAAAUGUUCAAACUUAAAAGAUAAUAUACUUUUAUUUUUUAUGAAAGAUUUUAAGUUCUGCCUUGAAAGUUUUGUGUUCUCUUUUUUUUUGCUUAUUACUAUGUAUAAGUUUCAUAUUAGAAGUAAAAUUGUUAAGGAUUCCUAUCUAAAAAUGAUAUCUUAGAAUGUAUUAACACAUACCUUAGUAUUUGCUUUAAUCUGUUUUCUAGCCUCAGACUCUACAAUAUACUUAAUAUGUUUUUCUUUUGACAAACAAUUUUGACUUAUUUUUGUGGGUAAUAGGUUAAUUUUCGUAUAUGAGCAUAUAAGAAAACAUGAAACAUCUCUCCACCGUGGCUCUAAAAUUUACAUGUUUUUUCCUGCUUCAAACUAAAAAUUUUUUUCACAUUAUAAACCCAUAAGAGAAUUGUCUUUUAGUUUCUGUUCUUUGACAUUUAUUAAGUUUUCCAGAAAGAGGAUAUUGCAAACCACCAGUUAGUUUUGUUAUUUUAAAAUAAAGGUACGUUGUAUAGAGUGUUGAAUCUGUAUACAUUCUUAAUCUUUAUUUGUAGAAAAGAUGACUUACUGGAGUAGGGAAUGUGGGAAUUUCUUGGAAAAAUAAAAAUUUUAGGGAAUGUUUAACAUGAAAUCAAAAUAUUGUCUCUUAAAAGGAUACUCAGACAGCACCUUUUGUUAGUGCUUUGUUUCUUCCUCUGUCAGAACUAGAACAGGAUGUCAACAUUCUCUAUGAAAAUUAUCAAAGGUAUGCUUGCCACUAUCAUUUUCAUUUCUUGCUCUCUAUCUAGAUUUAAACUGAGCUAGUAUCUGUUGGGACUCAAGGUGGGCCACACAAACAUAUGUCACAAUGGCAUAUUGAUUAUCUUGAAUUAAAGUUACUUAAGACAUAGCCAAUGCUAGAGGGACACUGGCCCUCCUUCCUGUCUCACUGAAAGCAAGAAUUAAGUCUCAUGUGAAAGAUGCACUCCUGGCAUCUGGAGACAGAAGAACAUACACCCUUACUGCCAGAGGUAGGGAAUUUGGGUCGAGAAGCUGGUAUAAACAAACUUUGUUACUUUUUUUUAUUAUUAUUAUCACUCAAUGAAUUUUAUUACAUUUAUAGUUGUACAAUGAUCAACUAUCUCAAACCCAAACUCUGAUAUAGAUAUUUUGCAAAUAAAGUGCCCAAAGCCAAAACUUUGUCCUCUUCCUCACAAAUUUUUUUUUCCUUUUGUCUAAAAAAUAUAAAAGCUGCCUGCUUUGGCUAGGUUUCAUUUCUGUGAGACUUAAGUGUGCACAAAUUAAAAUUUAUUUUUCUCCA
Messenger RNA from Sus scrofa (pig), 5014 nucleotides. RefSeq names its product family with sequence similarity 98 member A (gene TSLIG3A). Gene Ontology annotation, cellular component: tRNA-splicing ligase complex. The record is from RefSeq and is a predicted model, not a curated record. Lineage: Eukaryota; Metazoa; Chordata; Mammalia; Artiodactyla; Suidae.